AUUGGCUAGCUAGUCUUGCUAAAAAACUGAGAAGCUACAGGUGCAAGGAGAGACCUUGUCUCCAAAACUAAGAUGGAGACAUAUGGCCUCUACACGCGCCACACGCACGCGCACAUACGCAUAACAGCUUGUUAGAAUUAACUCAUUCUCCGAGCCUCCGAUGCGCCAGGGGGAGCUGUAGAUGACCUAUUGGGACACGGGCUUCAGUCCCCCGCGCCACCCGCGCGAUGGGCUCCGAGGUGGCUCAGCUGCUGGAGGCUGCUGACUUCGCCGCUCGCAAACACCGGCAGCAGCGACGGAAAGAUCCCGAAGGGACUCCCUACAUCAACCACCCCAUCGGUGGGCGCGCCGGUGUGGCCCGGAUCCUAACCCACGAGGCGGGAAUCACUGACAUUGUGGUGUUACAGGCGGCCCUGCUCCACGACACAGUAGAAGACACAGACACUACCCUGGAUGAGGUAGAGCUGCACUUCGGAGCCCAGGUUCGGCGCUUGGUGGAGGAAGUAACAGACGACAAAACUCUGCCCAAACUGGAAAGAAAGCGGCAACAGGUGGAGCAGGCACCCCACAGCAGCCCAGGGGCCAAACUGGUGAAACUGGCAGACAAAUUAUACAAUUUGAGAGACCUGAAUCGCUGCACCCCUCAAGCCCUCCAGGAAACAGGCAAAAGCCAGUGCUGGCCUCGACAUCACAGGAGCGGGUUUCUGUCCACUCUCGUGCAGGGUGGUCAGAACAGCGAGUCCAGGAAUACUUCGAGUGGGCAGCACAGGUGGUGAAGGGGCUUCAAGGAACGAACCCGCAACUGGAAGAGGCACUAAAGCAGCUGUUUGAGGAGCGGGGGCUGACGCUCUGAGCGGUGCUUGCUGACAUCCUGUAGCCUGGCUUCAGCGAGGCCUGGGCACGACUGAAUUCUCCCUGCAGCAUUUCUGACAUUCCUCACUCAGCUCAUACAUUCCAGGCUAAAAACGUCUGCAUUUUCUAACUCAGCUGAGCGCCAGAUAUGGACAUCAGAUUUACCCAUCCCUCCGUGUACAAGUCUUGGAUCUGUUGGCUAUUUUUCACGGUGGGACUUCUGGCUCCUCAGGGAUUUAGGAUUGCGUAAGCUUUGGCUUAUAAACCAUGGAAAAUAAAGAACUUAGGGUAAAACUUAAA
Alexandromys fortis (reed vole) is the source of this 1152-nucleotide messenger RNA. RefSeq names its product HD domain containing 3 (gene Hddc3). Gene Ontology annotation, molecular function: guanosine-3',5'-bis(diphosphate) 3'-diphosphatase activity. Lineage: Eukaryota; Metazoa; Chordata; Mammalia; Rodentia; Cricetidae. The transcript is spliced from 4 exons. The record is from RefSeq and is a predicted model, not a curated record. Bases 228 to 776 code for a protein of 182 amino acids.